This is a messenger RNA of Ornithorhynchus anatinus (platypus), 1969 nucleotides long. It is a transcript of the gene LAX1, whose product is annotated as lymphocyte transmembrane adaptor 1. The record is from RefSeq and is a predicted model, not a curated record. Gene Ontology annotation, cellular component: plasma membrane. Lineage: Eukaryota; Metazoa; Chordata; Mammalia; Monotremata; Ornithorhynchidae. The transcript is spliced from 5 exons. Gene Ontology annotation, biological process: lymphocyte activation; negative regulation of T cell activation; immune response. The coding region runs from base 303 to 1595 and encodes 430 amino acids.
CCUGGCAUGUAGUAAGUGCUUAACAAAUGCAUCAUUAUUAUUAUUAUUAUAAUUGAUUGAUUGAUUGAUCAAAGUGCUAGGGGGUAGACUUAUAGGGCACAGAUGAUGCGGAAGGGAGGAGGAAGAGGGUAGGAAAGUAGGAGGAUGAAGAUGGUCCGAUUCCCGAGGAUGCACCGCUCCUUGGUUCAGGACGCCCAGGGGCAAACUCAGGGGGAACGGUUGUGAUCCAAAUCCAAAGUAUCUGGGGAAAACCGAGGGAGGAAACCACAGGUUAAGCGACUUCCUUAUUGGGAAGAGAGUCUAUGAUGCGGUGCAGCCCUGUUAAGUUUCCGGCUACCACGUCUCCCUGCACAGAGGACGGACCGGACACAGAACGACGGCAGGUCAAUCGGCUCCCUCCAUCAGUUGAGCGCUCGGCGAUGAAGAGCACUCCACCCACAAGCCAGAGGGUAACUCCGAACCUCAGUUUUGGCACUGUGACUCUCACCAGCAAGAACAGAGAUGGGGGGGGCACUGUUUCUCCUCUCAGGUUUAAAGACCAGACCAGCAUCCUGUACUCAAUAGUUGCUGGGUUGCUGGCCUUCCUCCUGGUCAUAGCCGUUCUUUGCACCCUGUGGAUCUGGAACAGGCGGAAAAAACAACAAGUGCCCUACCUUCGCGUCACCGUCCUUCCCAUGGUGUCCAUGACCCGAUCCAGACAUCGAGCGAAGAACGUCUAUGGGCUCCUUCCUCGGAGGAAUGAGAGACGGGGCCACCACCCGCCACGGAAUAACCGUGUUUUCAGCACCGAGAGUCUUAUUUCUGGAAAUUCGGAAAGUCGUGUUCCUGGCCACGCGCUCCCAGGACUGGGCAGGCCUCUCCACCUCCACAGAGCCUGGAUCCACCGUGGAGGAGGCGAGAUCAGCACCUAUGACAAUGUCCCAGCCCCCAGCGACUAUGAAAACACCCUCCCCAUUGUUGUCGAUGACUAUGACGACGUCAACAGCCAGACCUCGGCGGAGAGCACGAGCCUUUCCUCGGGGGACUCGAGAGAUUACGUUAAUGUCCCAGCUGCAGGAGAUGGAGCUGAGAUCCCAGCUGGGGCGAGCUCCUCGUCACCACCCAAUCAGCCCGGCUCUCCGGAAGCCACGUCCUUGAGUCGGCAGGUAGGGGAGGGCGAAGGGAACCCCGGAGAUGUCGAGGAUUAUGUCAAUACCUGGUGGUCUCUGAGGUUGAAAGAUCCUGACCAACACGAGGACGGAAAUGGAUCUUCUGAGACCUCCGAGGACUACGUCAACGUGCCAGACCCCGCAGGUGAGGGGGACGGCCAGGGGAGGAAGUUACAGGAUUUGGGGGGUUCCAAGGACGUUGCUGCGGACCCCCACCUACGGACAGAGGAAGGAUCAGUGACCCCAGACUCAGACAGCAUGGAUUACGUGAAUGUCCCCGCCCUGGAAGGCAGUGAAGACCCUGAGACGGAAGCCGAAGAGGUGCACUGUGAGGAGUCUGAGGAUUAUGUGAACGUGCCACCCGGACGUGACGCUGAGCAUGUGCCUGAUGCCAAGGACUUGCCCGUUGAGCAGGAGUCCGAUUUUCCAGGCCAGAGGACAGAGUGAGGCAACAACGGCAGAUUGCAACAACAGCCAGAUCCACUGGUUGGGGAGGGUCUCCUAGCGGUCAGUGGCAAAUGCAGUUUGGACUCGAUUGCCUCUGGGCACAAAUUCUGAGAUGAGAAAGGAGUGUUGAAACUCUGGGAAGCAUGCUGAGCAACCGUUUCUAAAAUAACUACCAGGGAAAGGGAUCGAUGGAAGGAGGGGAUGAACCUCAUUGUAUGUGGAGAUGAUCCAUGCAGGGAAAGAGGAUGGCUCGUGUGGGAGUGAUCUAAGAGCAAUGGGGUCCGGGAAGCGCUGAAGGAGAGUUUUGGGGGUUUUUUUUGUUUUGUUUCGUUCGAAUGGUUCUUAGGAAGCAUUUACUCUGUGCCAUCCACUGU